GGCGGCCCUUUGCCCUGACCCGUGGCGGAAAGGAAGCUAGCAGGAGCCCCUGUGCAGGUCUCCGGGCUGAAGGCCUUGAGGUGGAGGCAGAUGCCCUGGGCAGUGCCUCCCCAAGCCGGUAACCAACUUCGCUGCUCGGUUUUUACACAUCGGCUCUGUACUUGCCGUUCUGUGUUUCUCUCUCCACGGUUUCGGCACGCUAUAAAGGGCGGUUCCUAGGCCAAACCAGGGAGCCACUUGCUAUUUCUCCUUUCCUGGGGUGGCCCAGUCCAUUGGGCUCCAUGCCCUGUGAUGACACCACUGGCCGUGGGCAGUCACCCUUUCUGCCAGGCACAGGCAGCCCCUGCCCUGUUAUGCCUGCUUCCUACAGCACCCCUGGGAGUCCAGCACUGUCCACGUCCCGGUUCUGCAGAGCAGGGAGGGUUUCGGGGGUGAGGUGACCUGCCCGAGGUCCCUCCAGGUAAAGGACAGCAGGAGGGUUCGGGCUCCGCAGGGGAGCCCAGAGCCCUGUACCUGCUGCCGGGUUCCCAGCACUUGGCCUGUCAAGUUGCUCAAGAGAAUGGCUGUCUGCCCUGUGGGCACCCUCUCCCUCCACCAGUCCUGUGGUGGCUGCCACUCAGGGACUGAUUCGCCCUGGAUAAAGCAGCCACAGAAGUGCAGGCAGGAAUGGGCAUCCCAGAUAAGAGCCAGACGGCCCACGCCUCCCCCGGCGCUCGGCCUCGGACCCCGGGGCCCGGGCGCUCAUGACGCCUAUGCCGACCGCCACCCGGACGCCGCCGCCGCGAGCCUGCGCCGCCGCCCAGCCCGAUGCCGGUCAUGCCGAUCCCCCGGCGGGUGCGCUCCUUCCACGGCCCGCACACCACCUGCCUGCACGCGGCCUGCGGGCCCGCGCGCGCCUCGCGCCUGGCCCGCACCAAGUACAACAACUUCGACGUCUACGUGCGGGCGCGCUGGCUCUACGGCUUCAUCCGCUUCCUGCUCUACUUCAGCUGCAGCCUCUUCACCGCCGCGCUGUGGGGCGCGCUGGCCGCCCUCUUCUGCCUGCAGUACCUGGGCGUGCGCGUCCUGCUGCGCUUCCAGCUCAAGCUGUCGCUGCUGCUGCUGCUGCUGGGCCGCCGGCGCGUGGACUUCCGCCUCCUGAACGAGCUGCUCAUCUACGGCAUCCACGUGACCAUGCUGCUGGUGGGCGGCCUGGGCUGGUGUUUCAUGGUCUUUGUGGACAUGUGAGGGCCCGGCCACCUCGCCCUGGGGGGGGCUCUGCUGGGAGCCCCGGGUGCAUGCACCUGCUGCAGGUUCUUGAGAUGUGGGAGGCCGCCCGUUCCGCCCUUGCCCACAGACACCACCUGGGUGCCUGACCUGGGAGAGGAGAGGGCUGAGGCUUUCUGUGAAGGGACCUUGGCACCUGCCCUCCUUUCUGUGCGUGCUCUCAGGGCAGGACCUCCGGCCACCUGCUUCUGGUUCCAGGCUGCACUUUGCCGAGCUGUGCCAGGGUGGGAGCUGGGGGGGGAGGUCUGGUCUGCACUUGGGGAGCCUGUGUCCCUGUCCCCAAUCCAGGACACUGGCAUCGCCUCUGGAGGCCCCUGGAAGAGGGGCUGCCCAGGCGCACAUCUCGGGAGGGCUGUGACCGCUCCCGGCCCAGCCUUAGGGAAGCGUCAGGCUCCACCAGCAGACGCACCGCACUGCCACCAAGCUCUUCACUCUGCCCCGGGCCACCCGAGCCCUGGCCUAGCCCGCAGACCCUCCGCCAUCUGUCACUCUGUGAGGCGCUGGUCGUGAGUCCCAGGCUGGGCUUCAGGGUCACCUCGGUUUGCCUGGCAGGUUCCCAGAUCAGGGUCAACCCAGAGGAGUGUGGGGCCUAGGGCCCACCUGUCUGCCUCCUGGGUGGCGGGUCCCAGGGCCCACCUGUCGCCCUCCUGGGUGGGCCUGUUGAGAGUGCCAGCCAGGUGCUGUCAUCUCGUCAAGCGUCCGUUUCUGGGGAGGCGGCUCUGUCUUUUUCUGGCUUUGGGGGGCUUUCCAUCCCAUCCCCUGAGGGAGUGUCCAGGAUGGAGACGUGCUUGUCGGAAGCAGAUGUCAGAGGUGGCCCGAGGGCACCAGGCUGGACCUCCCAGCGAGGGACUCGGCCGCCCUUGUUCCUGCCUCGGCAGCUGUUAGAAUGGAAUGAGGGAGUUCCUGCCGAGGCUCAGUGGGUUAGGGAUCUGGCGCUGUGAGCAGUGGUGUAGGUUUCAGAGGAGGCUUGGAUCCUGCAUUGCUGAGGCUGGGGUGUAGGCCAGCUCCAAUUCGACCCCUAGCCUGGGAACUUCCAUAUGCUGCACGUGUGGCCCUAAAAAGAGGCAAAAAAAAGCAAGUUGAACGUGGGCCGGAAAAGAGCAAGUGGCCCAGAGGGCUUCUGCUUGCGGAGAGAACACGCCGGAGGGCCGGUGCUUGCCCAGACCCUCCCCCUGGCCUCUGCCCAGUGGGGCGUCGCGGGCAAGUGAGAGGGACUCUGAGUAACUAUGUUGGGGCACCAGCCAGAGGCAGGACUUAGGGCCCCAAAUUGAGGGUGACACCUCAAAUUGUCCCCACAACCCCUGGGCACGGGCGGUGGCCCCUGCAGCCCUGCCUGGCCUGCCAGCCCAGCAGCCAGGGGCAGCUGGCAGAACCAUUACGUGCCCCCCCGCGAGGCAAACCCGAAUCAGGUAGAGAGCAGAAAAGUACUCGGCUGUGCGCCAAGCCCUUGACUCCGUAGCCAGCUUCGGGCUGACGCGGCCACGCGCGGUCCGGGCAGCUCCUGGAGGCAGAGGGAGCGAGUCCGCCUGACUUGCGUGGGUGGCGGGCAAGGAGCCGGCCCGCGCGGAAACUCUUCUCAGUGCUGCAGAGAGUCAUUUGCACUGGAUCACGCUGCUCCUGUAAAGCUUUGUCUUGUGUUCAUUGGCGGACAUUACCCGGGUCCACCGAGGCCGCCCGCGGGGGUGUGGGUGCAGGGCUGGGUGUCGGGGCCUCAGCAGCGCAGAUGCAGAGCUGCUCCCUGUCGUGAGUGCCUGUGAAAUCCUUUAUGAAAUGAGCCACCUGCAUUAAACUUAUUUUUUUAACACCUUGA
Messenger RNA from Phacochoerus africanus (Common warthog), 3076 nucleotides. RefSeq names its product transmembrane protein 250 (gene TMEM250). The transcript is spliced from 2 exons. Lineage: Eukaryota; Metazoa; Chordata; Mammalia; Artiodactyla; Suidae. The record is from RefSeq and is a predicted model, not a curated record. The coding region runs from base 808 to 1227 and encodes 139 amino acids.